Candidozyma duobushaemuli is the source of this 1146-nucleotide messenger RNA. RefSeq names its product pepsin-like aspartic protease. The transcript has a single exon. The record is from RefSeq and is a predicted model, not a curated record. Gene Ontology annotation, molecular function: aspartic-type endopeptidase activity. Gene Ontology annotation, biological process: proteolysis. Bases 1 to 1146 code for a protein of 381 amino acids. NCBI's taxonomy places the organism in Eukaryota, Fungi, Ascomycota, Pichiomycetes, Serinales, Metschnikowiaceae.
AUGCUUUCCUUGUUCCCCCUCCUCUCUUUGGCCCUCUCAGUCCAGGCCAUGGCUAUCAAGCCCACCGAAGUCUCCAACGACCUCGUCAAAAAGUCGGGACCCAAGGUGUUGAAGUUGGACUUUGGUGUUCACAGAUCCUCUGCUAACAUCACCAAGAGAGACACUCCUGAUGAGGAUCUCGACAACAGCAGAGACAUUCGUUACCUCAUGGACAUGUACCUUGGAUCGAACAAGCAGAAGGUUGAGGUGGACAUUGACACCGGUUCUUCUGACCUUUGGGUGCACAAUGCCAAAGGUGGUGCUGCUUUUGGAGGCGCUUUCAACGAAGAUCAGUCCAGCACCCUCCAGCACCUCAACAAGGAUUUCUCCAUCGGCUACUUGGACGGCUCUGGUGUCGAUGGUGAGUUUGUGAAGGACACCGUCACUCUUGAAGACGGAACCUCCAUCAACAACUUCCAGUUUGCCGUUACCAAUGGUAAGGACGAUCUGCACCGCCCUCCAAUCUUUGGAAUUGGCAGAAAGGGUUUGGAGUCUGUUUCGACCCAGGACCAGUACGACAACUUCCCGUUGGCUUUGGUCGAUGCUGGAAUCAUCGAGAAGCCUUCGUACUCCAUCUACAUGACGGGAGAUGGCGGUGAUAAGGGCCUGGUGCUCUUUGGCGGUAUAGACAGAGCAAAGUAUUCUGGUGAUUUGGUUACCUAUCCCAUGAGCCACCCAACUCGGUCUUUGAUCAAGUUGAACACAGUCAACUUCAACGGUAACACCUACGAUAUCAACCACAGCGUCAACAUGGACACUGGCACUUCUUGGCUUAUUUUGCCCGAGGCUGUCGUCAAUGACCUUACCAGCCUUUUUGGUGCCUCGGUGAAGAGCAACGGUGACAAGUACAUUUCCUGUGACCAGCCCACCGACAAAUUUGUGACUUUUGACUUUGGCGACAGCCAGAUCCAGUUGUCUUACGCUGAUCUUGUCGUGAGGCCCUUCAAGGGAUCCUGUCUCUUGGGCGUCAGUGCUGCUACUACUGACUCUAUGCUUUUGGGUGACGUCUUUUUGAGAAAGACUUACACCUACUUUGACUUGGAGGCCGGUACUGUUGCCAUUGCUCCUGCUAUUGACACCGAGAACACUGACAUUAUCCAGGCUUGA